Molecule: messenger RNA, 1832 nt
Organism: Nerophis lumbriciformis (worm pipefish)
Lineage: Eukaryota; Metazoa; Chordata; Actinopteri; Syngnathiformes; Syngnathidae
Biological process (GO): regulation of transcription by RNA polymerase II
Cellular component (GO): PcG protein complex; transcription regulator complex; chromatin
Molecular function (GO): DNA-binding transcription factor activity, RNA polymerase II-specific; RNA polymerase II cis-regulatory region sequence-specific DNA binding
Source: RefSeq, a predicted model, not a curated record
UUUGGCUCUGGUACCAAUCGUCUCGUUAACGCUAACAGAGCAGUGUGGUCAUUAAGUCUGCGUUAAUUCCUUCAUUUGUUUACGUUUGUACUUAUUCGUCUAAGGUGUGACAAACUAAACCUUAUUUAUUCUUUGUGUCAGAAUGAACUCGACUCUGUGAACUUUGAAGCUUCUGAGGCUAAUCUAGCCUGCUAGUUAGCUUAGCUUGCUAGCUGCUAACUUAGCCACACAUCGCUAAGCAGACAAAAGUGUGAGUGUAAAGUGAUCAUGUGUAAAAUACGAAUGCUGAGUGUUGGUGAAUUAGCGACUAAGUGCGGCUGUGGAAGAAAUAUGUGUAGUGUUAGAAAGAUAGUACAGCACGAGAAGGAACUUUCUCCACCAAAAGAGGAGAACUAGCGACAACGUCAACUACUGGACGCUGUUUUCUAGAAGCAUCAAGUUGUGUUACACAGAACAGACGUCUGUGAGAAACAUCUUCUCCCUGAGCGGCAGGAGUGGACCUCCAAGAUGGCGCAGGAGAAACCACAGCCCCUCCAUAUUAAAAAGGAAGUUGAGAAGCUUCAGCCCACCCACGUUAAAGAGGAAAAUGAGGAGAUACAGCCCCCCCACAUUAAAGAGGAAAUUAAUGAGCUACAGACCCCACACGUUAAAGAGGAAGAAGAGCCAAAGCUCACCCACUUUAAUGAGGAAGAGGAGGAGCUACAGACCCCACACGUUAAAGAGGAAGAAGAAGAACACAGCAUCAGUCAGAAUGGAGAGCAACAUGAAGGACUGGAGGAGGUUGAUGACCCCAAAAUGCCAUUGACUGGUGCCAUUGUGAAGAGUGAAGAUGAUGAGGUCAAAAGUGAAAGUGAGGAGAAGAGAGAGGUGGAGCCUCCAAGCAGCAGCUCAACUCAACACAUGACAACAGAAGCUGAUGGAGACCACUGUGGAGGAUCACAAGCAGACAAGCUCUUAGCUCCACUAUCAGAUAGUGAUGACAUGACGUCACACUCUGCUGACACUGAUGAUGAAGAUUCUGAAGCUGACACAACAUGUCACACUGACAACACACUCUUUGAAUGUUCUCACUGUGGCAAAACAUUUAAUCACCGUCGUAAUCUGAAACCACACAUGAGAAUACACACUGGUGAGAAACCAUUUUCCUGUUCAAGGUGUGGCAAAAGUUUUAGACAAAAUGGUGAUUUGAAAACACACAUGAGAACACACACUGGAGAAAAACCUUUUUCCUGUUCAAUCUGUGGUAAAGGUUUUACACGAAAUAGUUUUUUGAACACACACACGAGAACACACACAGGUGAAAAAUAUUUCAUUUGUUCAAUCUGUGGUAAAGGGUUUGUACGAAAUGAUACGUUGAAAUUACACAUGAGAAUACACACUGGUGAAAAAACUUUUAUCUGUUCAAACUGUGGUAAAAGUUUUACACAAAAUCACCAUUUGAAAAAACACAUGACGACACACACUGGUGAAAAAAAAUUAAUGUGUUCGAAAUGUGGUAAAGGUUUUGUACAAAAUAGCGAUUUGAAAAGACACAUGAGAACACACACUGGAGAAAAACGCUUUGUCUGUACAAGCUGCGGUAAAGGUUUUGCACAAAAUACUCAUUUGAAAAGACACAUGCGAACACACACUGGAGAAAAACUUUUUGUCUGUUCGUAGUGUUUUGAAAGAAAACUUGUCAAUACAGUCUGCUAAAUCUGUGCUGAAGGUUUUGUACGAAAAUAUAGUUGAAAUUACACAUUAGAACACACACUUGUGAGAAAAUGCGUUCUUAAAAGUGAAACCAUCAACCAAAUGACGCUGCAGGAUUUUAAAUAAACUGUCUAAAUGUU